Messenger RNA from Bradysia coprophila, 3929 nucleotides. RefSeq names its product xanthine dehydrogenase-like. The record is from RefSeq and is a predicted model, not a curated record. NCBI's taxonomy places the organism in Eukaryota, Metazoa, Arthropoda, Insecta, Diptera, Sciaridae. Gene Ontology annotation, molecular function: FAD binding; iron ion binding; oxidoreductase activity.
CAUUUUAACUUUUGUUGUCUUACAUUAAACACGCGUUCAAAGUUCUAUUUCUGUUAUCAAUUAAGUAAAAUUGGGGUGAGAUGAGCUGCAUAUCUUUCAAUAUAAAUGGAGAACCGUAUACUGUCUGCACGGAUGAAAUUCCUGCUGAUACGUCGCUGAACACAUAUUUACGAAAUCAUGCCCAACUCAGUGGCACGAAAUUAAUGUGCAAUGAAGGAGGUUGUGGCGUUUGCAUUGUUACGCUGAAAAGAAAACAUCCAUUGACUAACAAAUUGGAAACACUUGCUGUCAAUUCGUGUUUGAUGUCACUGUAUGCAUGCCACAAUGAUGACAUUAUUACAGUCGAAGGAAUCGGAAAUAGUAAAAAUGGUUAUCGUCCCGAGCAGACUCGGUUAUUGCAAAAGAACGGAUCGCAAUGCGGGUAUUGUACUCCUGGUAUGAUCAUGAACAUGUAUAGUCUGUUGGAAAGUGAUGAGGGUAUGUUACCAAUGGCAAAAGUAGAGAACUCAUUCGGCGGGAAUAUUUGCCGUUGCACGGGAUAUCGACCUAUUUUGGAUGCAUUUAAGUCAUUAGCUUUUGAUGCUGACAGCUCACUAUUGUGCCAAGAUAUUGAAGAUCUUCCGAAAAUGCACAGUGACUGCAGUAUAGCAUGCAAUAAGAUUAUGGCAGAAACGCUUCAUUUAAAAUUUAAAGAUGGCAAUGAAUGGCACAAGGUGUAUACAAUUGCUCAGGUCUUACAAAUUCUCAAAGACGCCACCCUACAACCAUACAUACUUCUCGCUGGAAAUACUGCCCGUGGCGUCUACCGACAACGAGUUGCUCCAAAACUGUUUAUCGAUAUCAACGAUGUGUCCGAUCUUCGUGGACAUCAAAUUGUGGACAAUGAAUUGAUCGUUGGAGCUACAAACAGUUUGACAGACACGAUGAAAAUAUUCGAAUCGGUUUCGAAGACACCGGGAUUUGAGUAUUGUUCCAGUUUGGCUCAACAUAUUGAUCUGAUUGCCAAUGUUCCUGUGCGAAAUAUUGGAACAAUCGGCGGAAAUUUGAGUAUUAAACAUCAGCACAAUGGUUUUCCUUCUGAUAUGUUUGUCAUGCUAGAGACUGUGGGAGCCAAACUGACGAUCAUCGAUGCCAAUACCAAUACGAGAAGUUUGGUGGAAGUGGCUAACUUUCUCACUGUGGAUAUGUUGAAAAAACUUAUAGUCAACGUGAAGUUGCCGAUGUUGGACAGGAAUCUUUUUAAAUUCAAAUCUUACAAGAUAAUGAUACGCGCGCAGAAUGCCCACGCGUACGUCAAUGCUGGAUUUCUCCUAAAAUUGAAGCCGAAUAUUGUCGAAUCGGCUCGCAUUUGCUUCGGCGGCAUUAAUCCAAAAUUUAUUCAUGCCAGUGACACGGAAUCAUUUUUGAGCGGAAAAAAUGUGUACUGCAACGAAACAUUGCAGCUUGCGAUCAAAGUGUUGAAAAAUGAAUUACAGCCAGACGAAGUCAUCACGGAAGCGUCGCCGCAAUACAGAAAGCUGUUGGCCGUUUCUCUGUUUUACAAAUUCGUUCUGAAGACAUGCGACGAUAAGUUCGUCAAACCUGUCCAUAGAUCCGGCGCAAAUAUUCUUCAACGACCAUUGUCAAGUGGAACUCAAACCUAUGACACUCAAGAAAACAAGUUUCCUCUGACCGAACCGAUUGUAAAGUUAGAAGGGGUGGCACAAGUAUCUGGAACUGCAAAAUAUGCUAACGAUAUCCCGCAUUUUAUAAAUGAACUUUGGGCUGCUUUUGUACCUGCAACAAGAGUUCAUUUUAAACUUGAUAAGAUUGAUGCAACUGAAGCGCUGGAAGUACAAGGUGUUCGACACUUUUUUUCCGCAUUGGAUAUUCCCGGUAAGAACAACUUCACUCCAACAUCGACACCUUUUAUGGGCAUCGUAGAAGAGGAGAAGAUUUUCAUUGAACAUAAAGGCGAAGUACUUUUCCACGGUCAACCAGUUGGAAUUGUUUUGGCCGAAACGUUUGCCUUAGCAAACUCGGCAGCUACUAAAGUUAAAGUUUCGUAUUUGGAAAACGAUUCUUACGUUGCGGGAGCACAAAGUUUUUUUAGUCCUUGCAUAGAAGAGAAAACGACUCUACCAACCAUUCGGGAUGUGUUCGACUCUAAGGGAAAGUAUCAAAAAAUCGCUGAAACGACAGAGUCACAAGUGCUGGGUGCUACGAAAACAAUAAACGGAGCAAUUGAACUGGGCGGCCAAUAUCACAUGCACAUGGAGCCACAGACUACGAUCUGUAUACCAACUGACGAUAAUGGAAUGCUGGUUCACUCAUCGAACCAAUGGACCGACAUUACUCAGACCGCCAUUGCACAGUGUCUGAAUGUGCAAGAAAAUUCGAUUCAUAUCGAAGUCAAGCGAGUUGGCGGUGGAUUCGGCGCAAAAAUCUCACGUGCAAGCCAAAUUGCUUGUGCUUGCGCCUUGGCCUGUCACCUUACCGAUGUGCCCGUACGAUUCGUCUUGAGUCUCGAAUCGAACAUGAAUGUAGCUGGAAAACGGAACGGUAUGAUCGGUGAAUAUACGAUCGACGUUGAUGACAAUGGUAAAAUUCUGAAAGUGACUGGUAAUACAGCUCACGACAUGGGAUGUUCGUUAAAUGAUUCGCCGAGAAUUGUGGCUGACCUUGCUUAUUCCAAUUGUUAUGAUGCGAGCUCGUGGGAGAUUACAAAUGAACUUAUUAAAACUGAUGCACCCAGUCACACUUGGUGCCGUGCUCCAGGAACAACUGAAACUAUAGCAAUGGCAGAAACUAUGAUGGAACAUGUUGCCAGGGUUACUGGUAAAGAUCCGUUGGCCGUUAGGGUUGCAAACUUGACCACAGACAGUAAGAUGAAAGAUUUAAUUCCAAAAUUCGUAAAAGACAUCGAAUACAACGAUCGCAAGGGCAAGGUCGAUCAGUUUAACAAAAAGAAUCGCUGGAAUAAGAAGGGCAUCGCCAUAUCAAUUAUGAGAUUUCCAAUUUUAUACUUCGACACGAGCACCGCAUAUGUUUGCGUUUACCACAAUGAUGGUACAGUUGUAGUGAAACAUAGUGGAGUAGAAAUCGGGCAAGGACUUCACACGAAAGUAACUCAAGUUGCUGCACACACGCUAGGCAUACCGCAUGCAUUUGUCAAAGUUGGGUCAACCGACAAUAUCAUUGGCGCUAAUUGUGCUGUAACUGGGGCUAGCGUAACCAGUGAAAUAAUUUGCUUUGCAGUAAUGAAAGCCUGCAAAGAAAUUAUGCGGAGAUUGCAACCACUCCGUGAUGCGAACAAAGACGCUCAAUGGACUGACCUAACCCAAGAGGCAUACAAAAAUCAAAUUGGUUUGAGUGUUGUCCAUACAGCUAAAGCAGCAGAUAUGAAACCAUAUGACGUUUUCGGUUUAUCCUGCGCUGAAAUCGAGGUAGACCUUUUGACGGGAAACCUUCUAGUGCACCGAGUUGAUAUUUUGGAAGAUGUGGGACUAAGCUUGAAUCCGUUGAUCGAUGUUGGCCAGGUAGAAGGAGCUUUCAUUAUGGGCAUGAGUUAUUGGCUGACUGAAGCUCUCAUAUAUGAUCGUAUGAAUGGUGAAUUGAUGACAAAUCGAAUGUGGACGUAUAAGCCUAUUGGUGCAAAAGAUAUUCCAAUUGAUUUUCGCGUGACCCUGUUGCAGAAUACCGUAAAUUCUGUUACUAUUCUCGGCUCGAAGGCUGUUGGUGAGCCAGCGCUAACACUGUCAAUUGUUGUGAAUUUCGCUCUCCGAAAGGCCUUGGAAUCGGCUAGGAGCGAUGCUGGAAUUACCAAUGAUCCGUGGUUCAGGAUGCCUUCGCCGACAACGCCGGAAGUGAUUGCUUUGAGUGCUGGUCAUUCAACCGACGAUUUUACGCUUUAGUCGAGACUUCUAUGAAUCCAGGAAUCCACUAUCAAG